Magallana angulata is the source of this 8249-nucleotide messenger RNA. RefSeq names its product phospholipase D2-like. Gene Ontology annotation, biological process: intracellular signal transduction; phosphatidic acid biosynthetic process; cell motility. NCBI's taxonomy places the organism in Eukaryota, Metazoa, Mollusca, Bivalvia, Ostreida, Ostreidae. The record is from RefSeq and is a predicted model, not a curated record. The transcript is spliced from 25 exons. Gene Ontology annotation, molecular function: phosphatidylinositol binding; D-type glycerophospholipase activity. Bases 544 to 4731 code for a protein of 1395 amino acids.
UUUUCAGCUUUUUAGACCUCCCCCAGCUAAUUCCCUGCAGAGGGUUGACCUUCCGUACGGCGUGCAUGUUGCACCAUCACAUGUCCGAAACACUUACCGGUGUAUAGUUUACAAUGUCCCAUCCACCUACUUUUCGUGUUAUUUUACCUCCCGUCUGUAACUUGCAAUUUCACUGUGUAAAGUUAACACAACAGUCAUAGCCGCUAGUUUCGCAUUUUACUUCUGAUUCUCAUGUACCUAACAUAUGGGGCCUACAUAUUGCAUAUCAAUUUCAACAACAGACAUCCCUCUAACUAAUGAUAACCAUUAAAAAUCGUUUCAUGAAUUUUAACCUUCAAGUACAGCAACUCUCAAUUUUACAGAAAUAUUGAUCGGGUGCUUUAUCCGAAACUGUCCCUGGCUAUCUCAGGUGUGCAUUUUGUUAUUUCAAUCGGGCUCGGUAUUAAAGAUAAGGGUCAAAUCUCAAAUGUUUGAUGAUAAUGUAAAUAUUUUGUACGGUGUUUAUACCGUACAAAUUCUGUGAUUUCUGUCAAUGACCAGAUUAUGGCCGAUGCUAACCCCCUACUGGACACGGAGAAGCUCUCUGCUGGCGAGCCUUUCCCUGACUUUCUUCGUUCUAUUUCAUAUUUCAGCGAGGACGAUGACGACUUCGAAGACCUCCCGGAUUUUACAGAAGACACCAGCGCUGAAGGGGUUGACCUGUUCGAUUAUCCGGACGAGUCAGUCCAGCAGAUGCCAGAUUACGAUUUUGCCACUGUUCACAAAAAGCCCAUUCCAUUCAACACAAUACGCACUAACUGCUGGAUUCCUGGCAAAGACAUUGAGGUCAAGGUGAUUGCAGCCGAGCGGGUGGAUGCCACCACGAAACUGUUCAACCCAAAUCUGUACACAGUUCAGAUUAAGCAUGGUACGUUCCAGUGGACAGUGCGGCGAAGAUACAAGCACUUUGCCAAUCUCUAUCAACAUUUACGACUCUUUCUGAUGAAACACAAAUUUCCAGUCCCUUCACGAGCAUCUGUCCUGUCAAAACUGUACACCUGGAGUCACAGACGAAGGAGACAGUCACUCAAGGGAACGCGAAAAGUGCCGCGAUUUCCGAAGAAGCCAGAUAUCAUGGUCCGCACUGAAAAAGAUUAUGAUAAACGAAAGCGCCAUCUAGAGGACUUUCUGCAGGCUCUAGUCAACAUAAGUGUAUACAGAAAUCACAUAGAAACCUUGAAGUUUUUUGAGGUCAGCCAUUUGUCUUUCAUUGGGAAACUUGGCCAAAAGCGGAAGGAGGGGAUGGUAAUGAAAUGUUCCGGGGGCAGACACAUCAGUAUAGGCUGUUGUGGGUGUUUAGGGAAAUUCCACUUAGCUGGCAGGUGGAAGAAAAGGUGGCUGUUUCUGAAGGACUCCUUUCUUGCCUAUGUCCGCCCCAGAGACGGAAUCAUCUGUGAUGUCAUGCUAAUGGACAAGGAUUUUUGUGUGGAGAAUGGAUUCGGGUUAACUGGAGCUAAGCAUGGUCUACAGAUUGUAAAUCUAAAUAGGUGUCUGUUAGCAAAAUGCUGGACUGGACGCAAAGCUGAUGAAUGGCAGACAUCCAUUGAGGAAGUAGCUAACACAACUGCCAAGGAUUACACAGCUGUCGCUAGGUUUGAGGCAUUCUCUCCUGUGCGAGAGAAGAGUUACGCAAAAUGGUUUAUAGAUGGGGACAGUUAUUUCUCUGCUGUAGCUGAUGCACUGGAGGAAGCUCAGGAAGAAAUCUUUAUAUCUGACUGGUGGCUCAGUCCAGAGAUUUAUAUGAAGAGACCAAUUACAGAGGGCAACAAGUGGCGAUUGGACAGCAUACUCCAGCGAAAAGCCAAACAAGGAGUCAAGAUAUUUGUGCUGCUGUAUAAGGAGAUGUCAAUAGCUGUCAAUCUACUGAGUACCUAUAGUAAACACACUCUGAUAAACCUGUAUCCAGAAAAUAUCAAGGUUCUCCGUCACCCAGACCACAGACCGGGUGGGGUUCUCCUGUGGGCCCACCAUGAGAAGAUUGUGGCCAUUGACCAGAAGGUGGCUUUCCUUGGGGGCCUGGACCUGUGCUAUGGACGGUGGGACAACCACACCCACCCACUCACUGACCUAGGGAGCAUAACCUAUGGCAUGGUCACUCAAAAUCCAUCCAGUCAACAAGCUCCAGAAUCAAAUGACCAUAUUUUCAACUUCAGUGAUUUUCCAACAAGUGUGAAUAGUGGUGCAAGUGGAGAAAAUUCUCAAGAUUUGAAUGGCAUUACUCUAAAUAUAACUCCACCUAGUCCAAAACUAGACAAGUGCAACAGUGACCCAGAAUGUGUGUGUGGUCGGGAAAGGUCGGCAACACACAACAGUGACAAAAGCUACGACAACCAAUCACUGGAGGCGGAUGAUGAAUCUCAUAAUCUGAUUGGCUCUGGAAGUCAAAAUCAGACGGUUGUCACAGCAACAAUACAUGGAAGUCCAUCAAAAAAUGAGACCUUACCUCAAAAAGUUGGUAGCAUAGAUGAAGAGAGCAAAUCUAGAGAUGGACCCUCUGUUGCGGAAGAUAAAGAACAAGAGAUCGAGGAAUCGGACACAGAGUCUGUGAAAGACAUGAAACGUAGCUUUGGUUCAAGGCCAAAGUUGCAAAGAAUGGAAUCUACUACAGAGCAUGCCCUGAAAUACAUGGACCAAGUUUCAGAUGAAGAUACUGUUCCAGUUGUGGUACAUAGCGAGGAACAACCAAAGGAUGUCUUUUCUAUGAGUGCUAAAGAAGUUCAGGAGUCAAUACACAGAAAAAGUGGAAAGGCAAAAGGGGAAAAGAGUCAGGUGCAGUUUGCUGGUGUGGAGAAGGAACCUGUGUUUGAUAAAAUAGAACAACUGGAGGAUGAAAACGUGGAGAUAAGGAGUUAUCAGAAACUGGACGAUGGAAAUCAAGGAAGCUUAAGAAACGGUAAGAGAGUAGCAAGUGAUUCGGGGAUAUUAAGUAACCGAAAAAGUCUCAGUGUCAAAGAAAAAGCGUCGGAACCACAUCAAGUAAAUUCAGACCACACAGCUGGAUCAAAGCGGGAGAGUUGGGCUAUUAGAAAACUGCGCCGUUCAUUAAGUCAUGGACACGAGCGGAAUAACAACCUGAAUAUUAAUACGGAGGAACAUGCCGGGGACGACGACGGGCCGUACUCUCCGACCACAACGGCAUUACAUCGAUGGAAGAUGGUACUUAACGUCCAGAAGUUCCAGUCCGCCAUCAAGCAACAACAGCAAGAACCGGUGCCCUUGCCCAAGGAAAAGGAAAAGAGGCCUGUGACACCUAAAAUCAGUAAACUGUUUCAUUUGGACAGAUCUAGCAGUGACAGUUCAACUGGUAUGAAGGACAGCCUAGAAAAACCAGCACUUAUUCAGAGGACCAAGAGUGAAAUCGCCAUUGAUGAGCUUGGUCUGAAAGGGUCUUCCAAACUGUGGAUCGGCAAGGACUAUUGCAAUAAUAUCCACAAAGACUUUGUGGACCUCAAUGCUCCAUUUGAAGAUUUUAUUGACCGACAUACAACACCAAGAAUGCCUUGGCAUGAUAUUGGAGCUGUAGUUUAUGGGAAAUCUGCCAGAGAUGUUUCAAGGCAUUUCAUUGGUAGAUGGAAUAUCACAAAGCAAGAAAAAUGCAAAAACAACAAGGACUACCCUUUACUGUUGCCCAAAGCGUACACUGCUAACAACACUCUCCCUGCCUCCAUAACUGGGUCAUGUUAUGAGGUCAAAUCCCAGAUUCUGCGUAGUCUCAGUGGAUGGUCAGGGGGUAUAAGGACAACAGAGUGCUCCAUACAGGAUGCCUACCUACAUUGCAUAGAAAGUGCCAAACAUUACAUCUAUAUAGAGAAUCAGUUCUUCAUUACCCGAGUUGGGGACAAAUCUGUGAUAAAAAACAAAAUAGGGGAUGCUUUGUUCAACAGAAUUUUGAGAGCUCAUAGGAAUGGAGAGAAUUUUCGAGUGUAUGUUGUGAUGCCUUUACUGCCGGCCUUUGAGGGGGACAUUGGAGGGGACGGGGGGUACACCAUCAGGACGGUCACCCACUAUACCUACACCUCAAUCUCCAAGGGACCCUUCUCCCUGUGGGGGAAGCUGGCAAAAGAAGUGUUGGAUCCUCUGAAGUACAUUGUGUUCUGUGGAUUGAGAAAUUACGAUGAGCUUUCUUCUAAACCAGUGACUGAACUGGUCUAUGUUCAUAGUAAGCUGCUGAUCGUCGAUGAUGACACGGCUAUCAUUGGAUCGGCCAACAUCAACGACCGGAGUCUUCUUGGCGACAGAGACAGUGAGAUCGCUGUCAUGGUUCAGGACAUCCACAAGACGGAGACAAAGUUUGCUGGCGUCUCCCACCUGGUGGGGAGAUUCGCUACUUCUCUCCGUAAAUCAUUGUUCAGUGAACAUUUAGGAAUUCCUGUGGGGGACCCCAUUCUAGAUGACCCUGUCUGUGAUACCUUCUAUAAAAAUGUGUUCUUGAGACGUGCCACUGUCAACACCAAUGUCUUUCAAAAGGUGUUCAACUGCAUUCCCUCUGACUUGGUGUUGAGUUUUGCUGAGCUGAAUCAACACACAUCAGAAAAAACAAUGGCUGAAACAGAGCCCGAACAGGCUCGCAAAGAAUUAAAAAAAGUCCAGGGUCAAAUAGUGCUUCUACCAUUGCACUUUAUGGAAAAUGAGAGCAGUAUUAUUCCAACAAUGGGAAAGGAGAUGUUCCUUCCUGUGGAUGUUUGGAUAUAAGACUGACCUAGUAUAAAAGGAAAAAUAUUUAAAUGAAUCAAGAUUGCAGCUGGGCUGUCUCUGAGAGAGAGAGAGAGAGAGAGAGUUCUGAAAAAUUAAAAUGCAUAUAUCAAUACAAUCCUAUGUUUGGUCACAGAUAUAGGAAUUAUUAAGGCUUGGCAACUAAUUUUUGUAAUUGUCUAGUCAGUGUUUUUUUAAAUGAUUAAGAUCAUUUUCAUACAUUUAUUUACUGUAUGUAAGAAUAUUUAUUAACCAAUAAUUCAUCAUAUCUGUUUAUCAAGUUAAGCCAAAGUGCAAAUUAACAUGCAUAAAAUGAUGAACAAUUUUUUAAAUUUCAAAAUUAGGUCUGUUUAUAUUUCUUCCUUUUUUUGCUAGGGAAAUUAACAGAUUUCAGAAGGAGAAAAAUAAACUUGGAGUUCUACCCAAUAAUAACUUGUUUCUGAAUUGCUUUGUGUCAUUCAAGUUUUUUGAAUGACACGCUAAUAUUUUAAAAAUAUUUUACUUGUUAUUUUAAUUUGUUUGUUAAUGAAUGCUGUUAACCUGUUUGCACCAUGCCAUGGGUUUAAGACCCUCGGACCAGAAAAAUAUUUAGGCUUUUAUUUUUAUUAUCUGUUGAUCUAUGCACUACAUGUAUUCCUUGUAACCCAGAAAACAAACCUCAGGUAUUUAUUAGUUCAGAGAGAGAGAGAGAGAGAGAGAGAGAGAGAGAGAAUUUUGUUUAGGAAUACAUGUACUUGGUACACAUUAGGAAUGUGUUCAAAUUGAUUCUAUCUAGUGUUCUUGCUUUAUAAUUAAUAUAUAUACAUGUACACACUACUGAAAAAUGCACAUAGUUAUGCAUUUUAACCAAAAUAUUUCAGUAGUGGUUUUCAUCACUGUCUGAGGGAAAGGGGGUUAAAAAAUUCGAGAACAGAGGGAGCAUUUUUCUAUGCUGGUGGUUUUUUAAAUUUAGUUCAUGGGGAAUGGUGCUUAAAAUAUGCAUACUCAGAGAUUUCUUGUAUUAAUAUUUUAUCUUACAUGUAGAGACAAGUAGAACAUUCCAGUUAUCAUAUUAUUGUGACCAUGUACAGUGUAUAGGGCCAUUCCACAUUCUUUUUUAACUGUAGACUGCAGUGGGGGAUACAUGAUAUGAUAUGAUUACAUGUAUUAUUAUGCUAUGCCACAAUGCUCAGCGUGCUCUCUCCAUUGUACAAUGUACAUGUAUUACCGGUAUGUUCUUGUAACUUCUGUAAACUUGUUGGUAUUGACACCUUUAAGAAAGUUAAUAUACCUGGUAAUUAAAAAUUUUCCUGGUUCUACAUAUGACACUAGAUUAGAGUAUGCCUCAAAUGCCUCAAAUGAUUUAUUAACAUUACAUGUACAUGUAUACUGUCCAUGUUUAUCAUCAAAGAAACCAUUUACUUUGAGUUUAUUGAAUUAAAAAAAAAAGAUAACUAAAUGUGAACUUUAAUUGUACAAGGUCAUUUAAAUUAAUGUGCGUUGUGUUAGACAAAAUGUGGCAUUUGAUUCCUUAAUUAUUUUUUUUUCAUGACUUUAAAAAAGGGCAUAUUUAUCUUUUCUCUUGAAUACCUAGACUGUUAUGAAAUUGAGAGUACAUUUUCAUUGUUUGUGAAAUGACACAUACUGUUGAUGCUGCGAACAAGAAAUAUAUACAGUGUAUGAAGUACAUGUAUUAGGAGUACAUUUUGAAAAGUAAAAAAUGUGUAAUGUACAUUAUGUUCAAUUAUAACUCUGUAUACAAUGUAUUAACAUCUAGUAUACAUAGUGGUAAAAUAAUUUUUUUUUCUAAUAUAGACAAAUUAUCAGACAUUAAAUACAUUUACAUGUAUUUUUAUACAUGUUUAAAAUUAAAAUUGAUUAUGUAUCUAACAUAUACACUUUUACUUAAAAUCAACUAUGGCUUCAAAGUUUAUUUAAACUCUUGAUUUUUAUUAAUUUUCCUCCUUACAUGGUUAGAGCCGGGUAAAACAUGUACUGUGGUUGUCAGCUGGGAAUAAUGUUUUUUUUAAUGAGAAGCUUUAUAAAAAGCUUCUUUUAUAACGAACUGGUGAAUUUUCAUCUAUGCAGGGUAAACACAUGUAUUGUUCAAUACUUCAGUAGCAAAUUCCAAUACCAAAGAUUGUAUUACAUGUACAUACAUUGUGUGUGUUUGUUGAACAGAAAUCAUGCGUGAUCAAAAUGUGAAUGAAUUGUGGUGUAAAAUUUUUGUUUGGUGUCAUUUUCAGCUAUGCAUGUCCAAAAUCUCAUCAUUUAAAGAACUUUGUAAAACCUCUCAAUUUAUUUAUGAUUUUUUUUUUUUUUUUUACAAACUCUUGUUAAAUUAAAAAUUAGGGACAUACAUAUACUAGAAUAUAACAGUAACUGUCCCUGAUUUAAUGCAGUCUUUUUACUUUCAUGUAAUAUAUGGUUUCAAAAAUAUGUCAGUUUUUGAUACAUUCUCUUUGGAUUAUACUGACUUCACAAGAUUUUUCUUGAAGAUGAUAUCUGCCAAGAAGCCUUCUUCACCAGUGUGAACAUGAAAUCAAUUUGUUAAGUAGAUAAGAUAUGAAUAGUCUAUGCCAGUGUAUAUGACAACAGUUUAUGACAGCGAUUUGCUCAAGUUUCGCAGUAUUGUGCCAUGUUUGGAGGUAGUAAGAAAUCGAAAUAAUGUUUAAAACAUUGGGUGGCAUAUUACGAUAUGUUUUAUAUCAUGAUAUGAGUAAAUUAGACUUUUUUUCUGAUUUAUGGUGAAUUUUCUUAUAUUUUCUAAUUUUUAGUAGCCUACACUUUUUAACAUUAAUUUAAUUCAAACUUCUUUUUAAAACAACCAUCCUGUUUAAAUACAUGUAUUGAUAUUUUUACUCGUAUAUUACACAUUUUCAAAAUCAUGUACCGUAUCUCAAUUAUGUGGGUUAUUUUUAUUUGAAAGGGGAAAAGACUUAAAAGUAUAAUGCUAGUACAUGUCAUAGAAGUUAUAUUUAUAUUAUAUCUUGGGGAUAUUUUGGGUGUAAACAUAGGAACGAGGCUCUCUGUACUCCUUGCCUCUCUGUUGAUCUCACUUCACAUACAUAUCACUGUACUACAUGUAUGUAGUCCGAAGUAUCUAACAUUUUCCUGGCUUUUUUAACAAUUUUGAUAUUUUUAAAACAUGCCAGGAAAACCUGGCAAAUAAAAUAUCAAAAUCGUUAAAAAAGCCAGGAAAAUGUCACACAUUUCGGACUAUGUACUACGUUACUUGUGUUUGUACCUAUACAUAAAUGUACAUUUCCUCUUUUAACUAAAACAAUGCUUAUUUUCCAUUAUGUAAAAAUUAAUACAUGUAUUCAAAAGCAUGUUUAAUUCUUAAGAAUUGUUUUGUUGUUAAAAUAUUUUUCUGAAGUUAUACAUGUAUUUGUAUGGUCACAAUUUCCUCAUACUGAUCAUUUCAAGUAUGCUAUACAUGAUUAUUAAUUUCUCCGACGUUUUGCCAGUUUUCAUUUAUAUUAUGUCUAUUUAUCGACUGGGUCUUAUUUGAAUAAAUAAAAUCUAAAUAACACGAA